Messenger RNA from Mercenaria mercenaria, 3314 nucleotides. Its product is annotated as potassium voltage-gated channel protein Shaw-like. The coding region runs from base 919 to 2232 and encodes 437 amino acids. Gene Ontology annotation, cellular component: voltage-gated potassium channel complex; membrane. Gene Ontology annotation, biological process: protein homooligomerization; potassium ion transmembrane transport. The record is from RefSeq and is a predicted model, not a curated record. The transcript has 2 exons. Gene Ontology annotation, molecular function: voltage-gated potassium channel activity; protein binding. Lineage: Eukaryota; Metazoa; Mollusca; Bivalvia; Venerida; Veneridae.
UAUAUUAAAAUCACAUUUAUUGCUCACUCAAAAGGGAUGUAUUACAGAUGAUUUAAAUAUUUAUGCUGAGUUCAGUUUAUAACGUGUAGUCGAGAGUAUUCGUUUUUUUUUUAAUUUCCGUAGUACGUUUGUUUCAAUUAAAAACAAUAUAUACUGUUAAGCUGUGAAAAACUCGAGAUUUCAAAAAAGAAAAUUAUAAUAAUAAUAAUAAUAAUUAUAUAUAUUUUUUUUUAAACAAUUCCGAUCUUGACUUGAAAUAAGGGACUUUACUUGCACAACUGUAUAUUUUUCAUUAUUACAGUACCGUAUUAAAAAUUGUAACAAAACUACGUAGGACAUAAUCCUGUAGGUUACACUAUACCAAUUCAGUUCCUUUUUUAUUUCAUAUAAACAAUGAAAUUUUGAGACAGUUGCGUCUGUUUAAUUUGAUUGAGAUGAAUCAAAUUCUAUAUCGUUUAACGUUGUCCUCAUGUGAGUAACUACCUUAAGUCUAAUAGACGACAUUGCUUAUUCAGUAAACAAUAUUGAAUAUGCUAAAAUGGUAAGUACGUAUUGCAUUGUCUCGAUUUAUUGUAUAAUUAUGUUCUAACGUCAUAGAUGUUAUGUUUCUUUUCUUGUCAAUGCGCAGAUUUCAUUUGACAGGCAGCAGUGCUGCAUCGCAGUUGGUUCCUAAACGAGGCUGUUUUAAUUAUUUUUCAACGUGCAUGCGAAUAUAUUUAAGAAAGUCUAGAUAUUGUGGCAAGACGACUCCAGUGGACAUCUACUUAUGUGGUGUUGAUUUUAGUACGUAAACACUGAAAAUUCUGCAACGUUUAUAUUUCAACAGUCAAACACGUGUCUAAUAAGCUAAUUCAACUCCGAGUGGUUUCUUUAUUUGUGAACACAGUUUGUAUCAAGAUUAUUUUUUUUUUUUUAAAAAUGGAGCCUCUAUCAGGUUUCAACAGGAACAGUAACAUUCGAAUAAACAUUUGUGGCACUAUUUUUGAAUGUCACUCGGAGACGCUUAAAAGGUUUAAGGAAUCUAAACUGGCACAUAUUAAGAGGCAGACUAAUCAUUACGACUCCGUCAGAAAUGAAUAUUAUUUCGAUAGAAACCCAUAUAUGUUUAACGCUAUUUUAGAUGCGUGCCGUAAAGGUACAAUCCAUCUUCCGAGAGACAUGUGUGGAGCUAGUUUCAGUGAGGAGCUGAAAUUCUGGGACGUUUCUCCAAGCCAUGUGGCGCCAUGUUGCUGGGAGGCAUUGUACCGGAACGAAAGUGACGUGGUUAAAAUCCGUAAGGUGACGAAAUAUCUCCGAUGUGAUGCACACAUGAUUGAAGAUGUACAGAGUAUAGCGUCAUGGAGGAAGAAACUUUGGCUGUUUUUCGACGAUCCAUCCUCCUCUGUGAAUGCAAUGAUAUGGGGCAGUUUUAUAUCCUUGCUGAUAGUGAUGUCGACAAUUACUGAGGCUUUGCAAACCUUACCAACAUUCACAGUGAACCUAACAGAAUCAGAGACAAGAGUCCUCAUUGAAAUUGUCAAGCUACUUGGCCUAGAAAAUAGCACGGCCGCUAAUUUAGAAGCUUUGAAGCCACAUCCGUAUUUAUUGUACACAGACGCAUGCUGUCAUCUUCUGUUGACAGUAGACUUUCUCUUAACGUUCAUGGUUUGCCCAAGAAAAAGAAUGUACAUGUUCAGUUACAUUCGAAUUAUUGUACUGUUCGGAUAUAUCUCUUUUUGGAUAGCGUUUAUGAUGGAAAUCCAUCUGGAGUCUUUGACGACGGUUGCCAGCAUAAGAACAUAUAUGGCUUUUAAGUAUUUGUCAAUACUGCAACUGACACGUCUAUGUUAUCUAGUUAAACGAAUACCAGCAUUCAAUAUUAUGAUUUACACAUUUUUGUCUUCGUUGCAAGAGCUGAAAGUACUUAUGUUCAUGCUUGGGAUACUGAUGUUUAUAUUCGGGUUCAUUAUGUUUAUUGCCGAAAUGUUUCACAAUUCCAAGAUUGAUAACGUAUUUGUAGCAAUGUACUGGGCCUUGAUUACGCUAACAACGGUAGGGUAUGGAGAUUAUUACCCCGACACCGCUUUUGGUCACGUCAUUGCUGUGACAUGCGCAGUGUGCGGUGUCCUAGUUCUUGCACUUCCGAUUGGAAUUAUUGCCUCGUCAUAUUACACCUACUGUAGCUAUCAGCAAUAUGCUGCCACGCAUAUUAGACGGUAUGGAGCAAAUUCCAUCAACGACGAUUCUGACUAAAUAGCUAGAUAUAGUCAGUACAACAUAACUUCUUAAUUACAGCUAUGCAGCUGUGCAAUUUUACUUCUGUAUGACUUAAUCAAGAGUGGCUGCAGUGGUCAAGUGGGAAGACAUUAGACUAAGAAACCAAGGGUCGUGCAUUCGAGGCUCAGCUCCUCAAAAAAACUAAAAUUACUAACAUUCUUUUGGUUAAGAGAUCUCGUGUGCUUUUCACCUGACACGGAAACUUUUGGAAUGGGGGAUACCAAUUUAAGUUGAUAAAAGUCAUCUGAAAGAGUCGGCUGUAUCCAUGAGUCACCAGCGGCAACUUGGAAUAAGUUUAGAUACCCACUCAGCGGUUCCGCAAGCGAUGUUUAUGCUGCAGAGGACGCACAUUCUACAUUGUAUUUCAGUACAAACUAUUACAGCUAUUGCUUCUAUUUAUUGUGCGAGGUGUACCUGUUUGAAUAACCCGCCUACAGUUUAGAUAACGUUGAAAGUGAAAUGGACACUAGAUGUACCACUGGAAUUAUUUCGACCAAAUCGAGCAUUUGAGAAAAAAAACUAUCGACCUUUGGAAAACCGAGAUAGCUUUCUCACAUACAAAUGUAGCAGAGUCAAGCUGCACUUGUUUAGAUAAUUAUAUUAUAUUUGUAUGUGCAUGUCCUCUCUACUCCGUAAUGCGUUGUAUCUUGCCUAUACUAUUUGGGCCGUUGUAUCAUAUUUGCACUCCGCGGUUGUUUUAUCAUGUCCAGUUGUGCAUAAAAACUUGUUUUGUAAGUUCGUGAGGGAGGGAGUAGAUUUGAACAGUCAGCUUAGCUUGUUACAUGAAUGACAGCUUUUGGCGCGAAACAACAUUUUCUAGGUACUUCAUAGAACAGUUCAUUAUGAACCCAAUUAAGGUCCCUUUGACUAUAUUUAGUUGUUUCAUAGAAUCUUUUCUAUAAACUGUCCUGACUUUCGGACAUCUUAUUUCAGUUAUUUAUAUCUAUUAGUGCCAUUAGUGAACAUAAGAUAGACGAACCUGAUAUUCUAUUUUUAUUUGUAUUCGUGCAUUUAGUGAUAAAAACAAGAGAUGUGCUGUUUUGAGAAAGGAAUGUAUU